Messenger RNA from Drosophila rhopaloa, 843 nucleotides. RefSeq names its product cardio acceleratory peptide 2b (gene Capa). NCBI's taxonomy places the organism in Eukaryota, Metazoa, Arthropoda, Insecta, Diptera, Drosophilidae. The transcript has 3 exons. The coding region runs from base 135 to 590 and encodes 151 amino acids. The record is from RefSeq and is a predicted model, not a curated record.
GUUUUUCUGGCCUAUAAAAGAACGUGAACUUCGACCAGGACCAUCAGAAAACCAGUGACCGUUCUAAGGAAAGCAUCAGUUCGAAAAACAUUUUAUUUUUAUCCCAGUGUUUCAUUCUAAACAGUCUUUUAAAAAUGAAAUCAAUGUUGGUCAACGCAAUUUUAGUGCUCUUCUUUGUUGCAAAAUUUAGUGCCGCAGAGAUGGACCACGACAAGAACCGGCGAGGUGCCAACAUGGGGCUCUAUGCCUUUCCGCGUGUAGGCCGCGGAGAUCCCAGUCUGGCCAACAGUUUGCGCGACGGAUUAGAAGCUGGAGUCCUUGACGGCAUUUACGGUGAUGCCUCCCAGGAGGAUUACAAUGAGGCGGAUUUCCAGAAGCGGGCCACCGGAUUGGUGGCCUUCCCACGCGUGGGUCGCGGCGACUCGGAGCUGCGGAAGUGGGCUCAUCUCCUGGCCCUGCAACAGGUGCUGGACAAGCGCACAGGACCCAGUGCCUCCUCGGGAUUGUGGUUCGGUCCCCGCCUCGGCAAGCGCAGUGUGGAUGCCAAGUCCUUUGCUGACUCCAACAAGGGACAAAAGGAAUUCAACUAGACUCCCACACCACACACUCCGCACUGAUGAAAGGCACCUUUUUGACACUCUAAAUGUCGUAAACACACUUUUGUAUAUCAAAGAGAACGCUUCUAAUUGAAUAUUGUAACGGGUAUACAACAACUAUGGUUUUCGGUCAAAUAUAUACAAAUAAUGAAUUAAGGGCUGGUGAGAGCUUGUAAUUAAUGUCUUUGUGUGUUGUUCUUGCCAUUUCGAAUAUGUAAAUAUAAUUAAAGUAAUUACAUAACCUGCA